This is a messenger RNA of Exserohilum turcica Et28A, 2463 nucleotides long. RefSeq lists its product as uncharacterized. NCBI's taxonomy places the organism in Eukaryota, Fungi, Ascomycota, Dothideomycetes, Pleosporales, Pleosporaceae. Gene Ontology annotation, biological process: rRNA processing. The record is from RefSeq and is a predicted model, not a curated record. Gene Ontology annotation, cellular component: nucleus. Bases 1 to 2463 code for a protein of 820 amino acids. The transcript has a single exon.
AUGGCACCCGUGUCCUCUGAACUGGCGACGCUGCGCGCACUCAGCUUUCGCAUCUCGUCCACGCCAACGCCUCAGCUCCCUCCACACGUGCCCGCUAUAGCUGCAUCCCUGGCCUCAUGCAGGUCCAUCCUCUCCUCGCCCCAGACCUCGGGCACCAAGGCGACAUCGUCAGAAUACUCCGUGGCCGUGCACAAAUACCGGACCCUACUAUCGACUCUGCUCCAGGACCGAACUCCCCAUGGAAGAUGGUGCGCCGUCGUCUUGGUCAAAGCCACCAUUGAGGUCGGCGGCUGGGAAACUCUGCAGAAGAGCCUGCCCUGGGUGCGCCGUCUCUUGGGAUUCCUGACCAAGCCCGACCCGCCGUCCUUGAAGAAGCUGUGCGUCAUCACUCUGACGCGCAUCUUCUCCCUGACCAGAGAAUAUCCGACCCUGGUCCGCGAAAUCACCACGCCUUCGCUCACGCCUUUCAUCCAAUCUGGCCUGCAAAUCGCCAAUACGCCCUCCACGCCGGGCUCCUUGUUGCAAGUCAUUCUGCAGAGUUUCAGCCAACUACUGCCGCGACAUCCCACCAUUUUCCGGUCAUAUCUCAAGCAACUUCACCCGCUCCUGUCUCGCUUGAUGGCGCCCACUCCAUCUACCAAGAUAAGUCAAGAGGAGACUGCCAGUGCCCAACAUGCAGUCGCCUCCGACAUUGCUGCCGCUGCGCGCCAGCUCUAUGUACAGUUACCAUAUUGCGCACCAAAGGGCACUGCGGCCGAAGACUGGGCCAAAUCAAUCAAAACUGUUGUGAACAACACGCAUCAGACUGCAGACGUAGUUUUCCGCGCUGUGGUCGAAGAUUGGCAAUCCAGUGCUCGUGAGGCACCCCUGGCCAAUGCUCAUACAAUUGACGAUGAGGUCCAGGAUCUAGAGCCUAGCUCAGGUCUCCCGCCCUGGUCUGGCAUUUUUGCUGGCGGUGAACGAUUAGUGGGACUUUUGUAUGUUGUCAAAGAAUAUUUAGAAAGCCCCACCUCAAGUACUGUGUAUGUGAACAUUGGUCUGAUAACCGACUUGGUUUCGAGGAUACUCUCCCUCACCAUUCCGGCAUCUUCACAGAAAAGCUUUCAAAACACCGUUCGCCUGAACGCCCAAGUGAGCAAAGAGGAGAGAGAGGCCCUCUGGUUGUUACUCCCAGAACUGCAUGUCGCAGCAAUUGAGGUGCUUCUGGCACUAGCGGACAGGUCGCAAGCAAGCACCAUCGCACUGGAUUCCAUCAUUGUCGACCAGUUGGUCUGGAUAUUCGGUGCCGAGAAAGACACAGUUCAAGUGAGGACAGCAUGUUAUGAGGCGAUCGCAGUCCUACUGAAGAGAUCAGGAGUCGCAUUCCACAAGUCUACAAUUGACUCUCUCUUGCCCCUGAUCCGCUCAUGUUGCGACGAUCUGCUUCCAUCCGUAGCAACCACUGGCACAGAGAAGCAGUCCCCAAACCAGACCAAGGCAAACGGCAACAUCCAGGCACAGACUACCGCAAACGCCGACGCUUUUCUCAGUGCCUCUAAAGGUACUAGCAACGCCGUCACUUAUUUCACGGGAUUGGUGCAAGCCGCUUACGACCUUCUUCCCAUACUUCUCACAAAUAUCCCUGCUCGAUAUCUGUCCGACUCAAUGCGGGCUCGCCUUGACCGCACCGCCACUCUCACACAGCAUAAAGAAGCUAUGGUGGCUAGUGUAUUAAACCCUCCGCCAAGCAAAAAGUUUGGCAAACCUGCAGCAAGCAUUCUGCCACUGAUGGCACGAUCCUUCUCAGCUGAAAAGGGUGUUGAGGGCAUGCUGAGGCCACGGGUGCCAGUAAUCCGCCUAGGAGGUCAGGAUUUGGAUUCAGAAGAGGGGGGAAAUGGCAUAGAUGUCGAAGACGACGACGAAGAAGAAGAAGAAGAAGAGGACGAUGAUGAUGAAGAAGAAGAAGAAGUAACUAAUCUUCAGACCCAAAAGGAACUAGCGGAUGAAAGUUCAAGAGAAGACCUAGUUGAAUUAUUGAGAGAGCCUGCGAAGACUAGCACAGAUAUGAGGGACUUUGCUGUAUCAGGUACGCUCAACGCUGGAUUACCUGUCUCUGUCACUUCUAGGUCAACUCGAGCAGGCGACAGUACGUUACAUGAGCCUUUCUCCAAAUCUUUGGCGUCUAGCGACACGAAGCGUCCGAUGAGCGACAAAGGUCUCCAUUCGCCUUCAAAGCGCGCGCGAACAGAUGAAAACGAGCCGCAGUCCACGCAUCCCAUACAGCCUGUCUCGGCAGCUCCAGACACUUACAAAAAUAGCCUCAUUCAUGCGACUGCGUCUUCCACCUCAAAUUUUACUGCCACCAGUACCGCGUCUGCAGUACCCAAGCUCCCGGAUCCAGGUGAAGGCGGCGCUGAUGACGACAGUGACGAUGAUAAGAUAUCGCUAGUGCUUGGACAGGACACAGACGAUGAUUCAGAUUAG